Fraxinus pennsylvanica is the source of this 600-nucleotide messenger RNA. The record is from the annotation of a GenBank genome assembly. NCBI's taxonomy places the organism in Eukaryota, Viridiplantae, Streptophyta, Magnoliopsida, Lamiales, Oleaceae.
AUGGCUACCUUCCUCAGUCGCGAGGUUUGCCCAACUAUAAAGAACAUACUUUUGUUGGAUUCCGAAGGAAAGAGAGUUGCAGUGAAGUACUAUUCUGAUGACUGGCCAACAAACAGUGCGAAGCUAGCAUUUGAGAAGUCAGUCUUUACCAAAACUCAAAAGACAAAUGCUCGAACUGAAGCUGAGAUAACAAUGCUGGAGAACAACAUUAUUGUCUAUAGGUUUGUUCAAGACUUGCACUUCUUCGUGACUGGGGGUGAUGAUGAAAAUGAACUGAUCCUAGCUACUGUGCUACAGGGCUUCUUUGAUGCAGUUACCCUUAUCCUCAGGAACAAUGUUGAACAAAGGGAGGCACUUGAGAACUUGGAUUUGAUUCUUUUAUGUCUUGAUGAGAUUGUUGAUGGAGGGAUGAUUCUUGAAACUGAUGGUAGCAUAAUCGCUGGAAAAGCUGCCACCAGUAGUAACAUGGAUGAUGGGGCUUCAUUGUCUGAGCAGACAAUAUCUCAAGCUCUAGCCACAGCUCGUGAACACUUGACAAGAUCACUUCUCAGUUAUUUAAACCACCUGAUUUACAGGUGGUGCUUUGCUGCAAUCUUUUAA